GAUUAUAAGCAGAAAGCUCCACAAACAAUGCCGAACACCAAACACGCCACAACAACAACAACACUCUGCUCCACUUCACAGAUAACCGGGAAUGCGAAGCUUCUUAACACCACCACCACUUCCUCCAAACGAUGUCGUUUCACUCCAACUCCAAACCCAACCCUAGUUUCACUCCUCCGCCACCGUUAAAUCCCUGGCUCAACUCCACCGCCGCCGCAGCAGCAGCAGCAGCUGAACCACUCAACCCUAUGGUCCUCGCCAUGCACCUCUCCGACCCCAAAUCCAAAACCCUAAUCCCCAAUUCCACGCUGAUACUAAUGGACCGAACCCUGCUCCUCUCCGACGAGAUUCUCAUCAGAAUCUUCCAGAAGCUUCCAGAUUCGCAGCGAAACUCCAAUUCUCUCGUCUGCAAGCGCUGGAUGAACCUCCAGGGUCGGUUGGUCCGGACCUUGCGGGUCCUCGAUUGGAACUUCGUGCUCUCGGGUCGGUUGACCCACCGCUUCCCGAACCUGAACCACGUCGAUUUGGUUCCGGGUUCGUUCGCUUCACCGCAAGAGUUAGCCAACAUUGUAGUGAGUCACAAGCAGGUUUCGCUGCGCGUGGAUUCCACGUGGCGCGUGGAAAAUGUGUUGCCUAGUGAGGCCGUUGACGCGGGUCUCAGAUCGCUCUCCGGCGGCUGCCCCAAUCUGCGGAAGCUCGAGGUCGCCGGUGCCGGCGAGGCCGGGAUUUCGACCGUCGGUUCCGAGUGCGCCACGCUGCAGGAGCUCGAGCUGCAGCGAUGCGAUGACGCCGUCUUGCGCGGCGUUGCGGCGUGUCGGAAUUUGCAGAUUUUGAAAUUGGUUGGGAGUUUGAAAGGGUUCUAUGAUUCCGUGGUUUCGGAUAUUGGGUUCACGAUUCUGGCGCAGGGGUGUAGGAGGCUGGUGAAGUUGGAGCUUGUUGGGUGUGAGGGGAGUUUCGAUGGGGUUAAGGCGAUUGGGCAGUGCUGUGUGAUGUUGGAGGAGUUGGUGAUUGUUGAUCAUAGGAUGGAUGAUGGGUGGCUCGCGGGGCUUUCGUUCUGCGAAAAUUUGAAGACUUUGAGGGUUCAGUCGUGUAAGGUGAUUGAUGGAAGCCCUGGGUUGGAGGAGCAUUUGGGGUGCUGUGAAGCCCUUGAAAGGUUGCAUUUGCAGAAGUGCCAGUUAAGGGAUAGGAAUGGCGUGGGAGCGCUGUUUUCAGUGAGUAGGAAUGCUAGGGAUAUUGUUCUUCAGGAUUGCUGGGGGUUGGAUAAUAGCACCUUGAGCUUGGCUAUUGUUUGCAGGCGGGUGAAAUUGUUUUACGUAGAAGGAUGCUCGUUGCUUACAACAGAAGGUAUAGAGUCCGUAAUUGAGCAUUGGAAGGAGCUAGAGUGCCUUAGAGUAGAGUCCUGUAAAAAUAUAAAGGAUAGUGAUAUCUCUCCUGAACUUGCAACCUUGUUUUCUACUCUGAAAGAGUUGAAAUGGAGACCUGAUACAAAAUACCUUUUCCCUUCUGAUAUGGGCAUUGGCAUGGGAAGGAAAGGUGGUAAAUUUUUUAAGAGAACAUGAUGAUAUGAUUGAUACAUCUGUAUUCACUAUAUGUAGCAGAAUCUAGGCCAUGGUAUUAGGAACAUAUAUAUAUAUAUUCUCACUCACUGAUUAUAGUGAAAUUUGUACCAUUUUGUGAUCACGUAGUUAGUUUAGAUGGUUCAUAACUAGAAUAUAUCAUUGAUAAGGGGAGAUUGUUACUUCUUCUACCUUUCACCAACAGUGUAAUUACCUAUAAGCUCAACCCACUUCAUUCCAUGUUGAAAUUGGGUAACAUGUUGAAAUUGUUCUUUUGUUUCUGCAACUAGAAUAAGGAACAUAACCAAAGAUGUAAUUGUAUGUAUGCAGAACACACAGUUGACUUCAAGUUGAGAAUUGGAUUGGACCCAUUUGUUUCAUA
Molecule: messenger RNA, 1938 nt
Organism: Vigna unguiculata (cowpea)
Lineage: Eukaryota; Viridiplantae; Streptophyta; Magnoliopsida; Fabales; Fabaceae
Product: F-box protein At5g07670-like
Biological process (GO): SCF-dependent proteasomal ubiquitin-dependent protein catabolic process
Cellular component (GO): SCF ubiquitin ligase complex
Molecular function (GO): protein binding
Source: RefSeq, a predicted model, not a curated record